Miscanthus lutarioriparius is the source of this 408-nucleotide messenger RNA. The record is from the annotation of a GenBank genome assembly. NCBI's taxonomy places the organism in Eukaryota, Viridiplantae, Streptophyta, Magnoliopsida, Poales, Poaceae.
AUGACGUUCAUUGAUAUUCUUCCAAUACUACUAGCAUAUGUUCGAAGUCGUCAAGCUCCUGGCAAGCCAGUUCUGUGGAUUGCUCAUAAUGCAAAAGGUUUUGAUGUCCCUUUCCUUAACCAAGAGUUUGACCGUUGUUCAGCCCAGGUUCCUUCAGAUUGGCUAUUUGACGACAGUCUUCGUUUAGCGAGAAAGUUGAAGAAAAUAGAUGGAAAGAAAAAUCUUGUGAACUUGGAGGCACUGGGAAAACGCUAUGGCAACAGUUUGGAAGACCCGUCUCAUAGAGCAAUGCCAAAUGUGGAAGCAUUAUGCAACAUUCUCCCAAAAAUCACGCUGGAUUUAAAAUUGACAUGUGACGAUCUAAUGAAUGAGGCCAUGAGAUUUAGUGAUGUCAAAAAGGUUUCUUGA